Messenger RNA from Harmonia axyridis, 1226 nucleotides. RefSeq lists its product as uncharacterized. The coding region runs from base 255 to 1064 and encodes 269 amino acids. The transcript is spliced from 6 exons. Lineage: Eukaryota; Metazoa; Arthropoda; Insecta; Coleoptera; Coccinellidae. The record is from RefSeq and is a predicted model, not a curated record.
UGGUCCAGCGCGUCUGAGCCAGCGGCGGUCUUGCAUCCCCUUGCAUCCAGCGACGUCGGUCCGAGCGUCGCGACGGUCCCUCCUUGUACGGGACGACGUGUUACAGGCGUCCGGUGCGCAGUGUUGAACGUUCAAAGAACGGCCGUUUGAUGACCGGAACGUCAUUUUAGUUUGCCGAAGAGUUACCGAACUUCUGGAUCGGUAUCUUUGAUGAAGGGAUGUUUUGAACUGGACUGUUUGAAGGGAGUUUGACAAUGAGGUUUCUUUGGGGAUUUGUCGAUCUUUUUGCCGUUAUUUGUUUUGCUGGAGUUGCACAUUCGCUCAAAGAUGUGGUUUUGGAGAUAGAACCACGCGUCGUUCAUCUGGGCGCGUACUCAACACUCAGCUGCAGAUACGAUCUGGAAGACGCACCUCUUUACACCGUCAAGUGGUAUCGCGGUCACCAUGAGUUCUACAGAUAUACGCCAAAGGAAUUCCCCAGCACGAAGAUAUUUCCAUUUGACGAUUUGCAUGUUGACCUGGUCCACUCCAACGAACGCCAGGUGGUCCUGACUGAAGUUGGCUUCAACCUAUCUGGAAACUUCAGUUGCGAAGUGACCACAGAUGCUCCCAGCUUUUCUACCAGAGUGGUCUCAACGGAUAUGUUAGUUGUUGUGCUUCCGUCUAAUCCUCCGACCCUAACGACUGAGAGGACUUUUUACGACAGUGGAGACGUGCUCAGAGCUAAUUGCAGUUCACCGCCAUCUAGACCGGCUUCUACGUUGACGUUUUAUUUGAAGGGUGUACAGAUUUGCGAAAUGUGCACGACGAGAAAAGCAUCAGCCGGAGAUCUAUUCCACAGUGAAAAUUACCUGGAACUGCCGUUGUUUCCAUCUCAUUUCCAACAGAACCGUCUCACGCUAAAGUGUGUAGCUGAGAUUGGAAAUUUAUAUCAGCAGUAUGCUGAGCUCAACCUCUAUAAUGUCCACGAUCCCAUCCCCGCCCGAGUUAUGCAGAACUCCGCAGUCUGCUACAACUUGGCCAUAAUGAAUAUAGUGAUGAUAUUACUCUACCUAUUUACGUAAGUGAAUGUCCAUAAUUUGUGUUAAAUGGAAUUUAUCAAAAGGGACAAUGCCCUAUUGUGAUCGACUGAAUGGCAAUUAUUAUAGUGAAUAUUUAAGGAAAUUUUGUAAAAAUUUUAAUGCAAUAUUGAAUUUGUAUGUUGAUGGAUGGUUGAUUAAAUUGAA